Colletes gigas is the source of this 1966-nucleotide messenger RNA. RefSeq lists its product as uncharacterized. Gene Ontology annotation, molecular function: protein binding. The transcript is spliced from 10 exons. Lineage: Eukaryota; Metazoa; Arthropoda; Insecta; Hymenoptera; Colletidae. The record is from RefSeq and is a predicted model, not a curated record. Gene Ontology annotation, biological process: regulation of DNA-templated transcription. The coding region runs from base 212 to 1576 and encodes 454 amino acids.
GUUCUUCCAAAGCUGCGCCAUAUUAAAAAAAACUCUGAAAUAUUUUAUCGGUUUUUCGGUUGGUUCGAAGAUUUUAAUUUGCAUCGAGUAAUUGAAGUGAAUUAUGGGUAACGGAGAAGACGCGAGUGCCUUUGACGUUUGCGAACCAUAUUGAAAGGCAUUUGGAGAAGUUUCGUUGUCAAAGAGAGAUCGAGCGUCUUCCGGUGAGAAAAUGGUAUCGAGGCGGAAGAUUCUGUCUCGAUCGAGGGACAACCUCGUCGAAUCACAGUACGAGGAUCAAGACGAGGAGGACGUGUGGUACAAUCUCGAUAAACUCCAUAAGGAUCACAUUCAAGAAGUAUUGGACAAAUGGAAUCAGAUAGACGACGAAAUUUGGGCAAAGGUGAUCGUUUUCGAAAGGAAUCGGAGGGUGGCGAAAGCAUACGCCAGAGCACCGGUUCUCACGAUUAACGGUUCCAACGAUGGAUUCGACGGUUUCAGGAUAGGAUUGUGCGGUUUCGAGAAUCCGAUGAGGGACGUGACGACGGAGGAGGCGAAGAAGCACAUAAACCAAGGUGUAAAAAUCAAGAUGGACGAGCAGGGGAAUAUAUUAAUAAAAAGGCUGUGUAAAAAUAACGUUUACAUAAAGCCGACGAGUCGGGAAGACAACGCAAUUGGAGCAGAAAUCGCGCUGAAUUCUCAAGGAGCGUUAGAACACGAGAAGCCAGGGAAAGUGUUCGACAUGAACAAAUUUCAAACGAACCUUUCCCGAGAAACUCGAAGAGCCUACCCCGACAGAAGAAGACUGGAAAUGCAAUGUUUGAGCGCUAUAGUUUUCGUCAGAACCGAGGCGGAUCUACUUCAGUGUCCCGUUUGGGUUCUCAUUGUAAAUGUCGUUGGUCUAGACAUGUUAAAGUCCAAGUUACCACCAGUUUUAGCGCUACAAAGGCCGGUGGAUAUUAAGAAUCGACCUAGGAUACCGAUCCCCGACGAAGAUCCUUACAGCGUGGCAGGAGUUUCGUCCUCCAUCGGAGUAUCCGAGGCGUUCCACCAAGAUCGAGAAACUCGGGAACAGAUCUACGCUCAAUCGACGAGCUGUAGACAAAGAAGAGCCGAGAGACCGCCAAAACUACCGCCGAGGGAGAAUCUCUACGGCCACGAUAUACCUAAGCCCGAUUAUGACGACAUAGAAGACGACUAUGCCAGGAAACCGGUCAUAAUCAACGAGGAGAAGAGAAGGAACGACGACAAGAAGAAAUACGACGAUCCGUAUUAUUGCGGAUUACGGGCCCGUGUUCCAAACUUCGUGAAGAUGGCGAAAAACAGUAAAGUCUCGUCGAGAGGUUAUAUAAAACCGCCCCAAGCACCUACAUACGUUGCUACAGGUUACGCUAGCAGCCAAUCGUCUCAAAUUUACGGCCAUUUACCAGGGAAUCGACCGCCGAUUAUGUAUCAUGCGAGAAGCUUCGAAAGCGGACUUGACUCGGAUGGUAGAAACGAGUCGCCGUAUAAUCAUAUAUACGGAAGGUUUCCGAUACCGACUAGAGGUGUACUUCCUCCUGCGCCUAGGGCAAUGUACAUCGGAGAGUGGGAUUAAAAAUAAAAAAGAGUUAACCAGAUGGAAGUUAGCGUAUAAAUCGAACGAACAAUAAAAGGUUCGAGAAACGAAAUAAAAGGGGCCGCAUCGUACGGUGUAGCACCGUUUGAUGAUCAAUAUAACAAAAGAUAACAAGAUAUAAUGGAAUUUAAAGAGGAACAACAGAAGGCAAUCGCGUCGUAAGAACCGGAGGAUGUUCUGUCUUAGGAUCAAAAGCGAAAUGCAACGAAGACUAUGCGUAAGAAGGUAAUAAUUAAGAAGCAGAAAGAACUAAAGCAGGAGAGCAGAAGAAAUAGAAAAAAGGGAGAACUAAUCUUCCGUUUGUACCUAUAAACUGUAUAUUGUUAAUGUACUACAUAAAAUACUCAAAUUUUUAUUGCAAUAAAAUUG